Messenger RNA from Blastocystis hominis, 733 nucleotides. RefSeq lists its product as hypothetical. Bases 1 to 678 code for a protein of 225 amino acids. Lineage: Eukaryota; Bigyra; Opalinata; Blastocystidae. The transcript has 2 exons. The record is from RefSeq and is a predicted model, not a curated record.
AUGCCAAUGUCAAUGCAAUCGAAAUCAUCAUCAUCAUCAUCAUCAUCCAUAACGAAAUCGAAUUUGAACUUGGACUUGAAAUCUUCACAAUCAUCAUUGAAUUCAUCUCAAUCCGAAAGUCGAGCGAACGAUUCGGAAGAGUCGGCGAACGCUCAGAACGCUCAGAACGCUCAGAACGCUCAGAACGCUCAGAACGCUCAGAACGCUCAAAAUGCGGAGAAUCCGAGCGAAAAGGAGCGGAGUUGGGAGGAGACGCAGGGCGGAGAGACGGAGCCCACGCACGAUUUUGAGAGCGAUAAUCGCAUCGAAGAAAUCGUGUUUCCGAUUCCGGCAAUCCAUGCCGAUCUUUCGAGAAUCCGCGAAUUGGAGCAGCAGAUUCGAGCGAAGGACGGCAAGAUCGCCGCGUUGGAGAGCUCGCUGGAACGCGUGAAGCGCGACGCAGAAAGCGGGGCGAACGAGCUGAUGGACUUGAAGAUGAAAUUGGACGAAAUGGAGAAGAGAGAGGAGCAAACGAGGCGCUUGGCGAACGACCUGCGCGAAUUGCAAUUGAAAUACAACGAGAUGGUGGACGAAUACAAUGCGGUCGUGGAGGAAGUGCGAAACACGAGGGACGAUCGAGAUCUGUAUAAACAGCAGCUCAAGCAGGUGCUGGACAUUCUGCAGGGGGAGAAGGCGUAAGCAAACUGUACUUUUACGAUGUGAUGUGAUGCGUUGUGUAAUUAAUUUGAUGUCU